This is a messenger RNA of Hyposmocoma kahamanoa, 1478 nucleotides long. RefSeq names its product pseudouridine-5'-phosphate glycosidase-like. Gene Ontology annotation, molecular function: pseudouridylate synthase activity. The coding region runs from base 161 to 1282 and encodes 373 amino acids. NCBI's taxonomy places the organism in Eukaryota, Metazoa, Arthropoda, Insecta, Lepidoptera, Cosmopterigidae. The transcript has 9 exons. The record is from RefSeq and is a predicted model, not a curated record.
CUCAAUAUGCGCCAUUACCGCGUGGCUAACGUGACAAUAACAUUGUGAACGUGGUGAAAAUACGUACUAAACUUAAGUGUGUUGCACUGAUCUAAAGCCUUCGUCCCGCAUCUGCUCCCCUCGUCUUCAACUACGCUUCCACAGUCAGCGAGGGAUCACGAUGGCGUAUCUACUGAAAGUUAUGUCGAGAGGCCCUCAGGCGUACACUUUCCGAAGAGGGAUCGCAUCCGCCCCUCUCGUUUACUCCGAGGAGGUCCAGAUGGCCAAAGCUACAGGUCAACCUAUUGUCGCUUUAGAGUCAACCAUUAUUACACAUGGAAUGCCAUAUCCAAGCAACUUACAAACCGCAAUACAAGUCGAGGAUAUUAUCAGACGACGAGGUGCAAUUCCAGCAACUAUAGCCAUCCUAAAAGGGCAACUCACCGUGGGUCUCACCAAAGAGCAGUUAGAGUAUCUUGCCCAGAUCGGCGGCGUACACCGUGAAGGAGAGACCACUCUGGAUAUAUCAGCUGAUUUGAAUGAACUCGGUCGCAACAGGACACUGGUCGUUUGUAGCGGAGUCAAAUCUAUACUAGAUAUUGGACGGACGCUUGAGUAUUUGGAGACGCAGGGCGUGUGCGUUUGCUCUUUCGGCGACUCGGACGAUUUUCCAGCGUUCUAUACCCGAAAAUCUGGAUAUAAAGCUCCCCACCGAGUGAACGAUGCACUGCAUGCAGCGCGAUUACUGCAAGCUUCACAAGAGUUGCAGCUUUCCUCGGGAAUCGUCAUUGCUGUGCCUUUACCUGAAGAACAUGCUAUGGACGAAAAUGUUAUAGCAGGCGCCAUAAAAAUCGCAUUAGAGAAAGGUGCUGAGAGGGGAAUCAAAGGCAAAGAAGUGACUCCGUUCAUCCUCGCUGCGGUUACCAAAGCUACUGAUGGAGCCUCCUUGAAAGCCAACAUCGCACUCAUAAAGAGCAAUGCUAAAGUCGGUGCCGACAUCGCAGUUGAGUUAAAAAAAUUGAGAAUUGCUCGUGAUUCCGAAAAAUCCUUUAAUAUUGGAGUUUCAAAGAGCGGUAAAUUGUCGCCGGAUUCGCGAAAAUCCUUCCACACUUCGUGCAUUGCAAGGAAUAAGGAAGAAGGGAAAUUCAAUAACGACUUCCCAAUGUUUGCAAACAAAAAUUUGGAUGGUGAUGUCUUGGUCAUCGGCGGAGCAAACGUAGAUAGAACGUAUAGAGUAAUGGAACCACGUGUACAGAUGACUGUUCUCGCCGACACAGCGCCUUUACCUUCACGCCAUAAAUAAUAUCACAGAUCCGAAUACCAGACGCGAAAUAAGUGUAAUAAUUUGAGUACUAUUUCAAUGCUUUUAGUAAGAGAAAUCCUACCGGAUUUCAGGAACAGAAGACGCAAUUACUCUGCUUUUGCGUGCCUUUUUAUAAGGCCUAAGUGUGUGUAUGAUUUUCGUUGAGGUAACUUGGAGUUUCAUAUGAAAAAAAAGA